Messenger RNA from Adineta steineri, 3507 nucleotides. NCBI's taxonomy places the organism in Eukaryota, Metazoa, Rotifera, Eurotatoria, Adinetida, Adinetidae. The record is from the annotation of a GenBank genome assembly.
AUGGCGAAUACUACAGAUACUUCUCCCACUGUAUCAUCUGAUUAUUUCACCACUGAUGAAAAUUUUACAGCUACAAUAACUUCAGAUUUAACUAGCACCGAGACUUCAACAAUAAUAAUAACCACAACAACGACGACGACGACAACAACAGCAACGACUACUGACAGGUGUUUUGAUAUAAAAUCAAAUAAUAUUACUGUACAAAAUCGUGGAUCAGAUAUGUUCACAGCACUUAUUUCUUACGAUUGUCCGUUUACAGACUUGUAUAGCUUUACAAUGUUAUAUGAUGAAACAUCUGCUAAUUGCAGCAUACUUAAUAACGUUUCAAAUAUUACUGGAGACAUUGCUAUCAAUGUGACAUGUAACAAUAUUCUUAAUAAUGCUGGUCGAAACUGGACAUUCAGUAUAAAUCGAACGUCAUCGAAUAGUGCAGUUUAUUUCGAAGAUUUUACUAUAACACUUUCCCCAUUAAAUUAUACCGGUUUUAAUUAUACUACAACAUAUGACAAUAAUCAAAUAUCAAUAACAAUUUCUAAGCCAGAUUGUUCACAAAUAGCUGAUCUACAGUAUCUUGUUGUACGAUGUAACGACUCAGAUAAGACCAACAAUACUCUUUCACAGAACUGUACACAAGUUUGUUGGGGUUUAGAACACGGUUCUAAAUAUAAUGUCUCAUUAGUUCGACUACCCAUUCCAAUAGCUGAUAUGAAUGAUACCAUUCCACAAUAUAGUCAACACAUCAUUAUCCCUACAAAACUUGAUAGCGCAACAAAUUUGAGCUUCAUAAAUACAUCAAUCACAAAUGAAUCAGUAGCAAUUAAUUUCACAUGUCCACGUGGAUCAUAUGAGAAGAUAGUUACGAAUUGCAGUGCACGUGAUUUAAAUUGUCCACUCAGGAAGAAUCUCACUUUAGAUAAUUCUAUUGUAAACUGUUCCAAUUACACGUCUAUUACAUUACCUAAAGUGUUGCAAGGAGUUGAAUAUGAAUGUAAACUUAUUACUAUGAAAGAAACAUUUAAUAAUACCGUAUCAGAUAAUGUUAUAUUUCAGAUACCGUUAGAACCUGUAUUGUAUAACGGAUCAAACUCGUCAAACAAUAGUGUGAUUAUUUUUAAUGUUACUCUUAACAGUGACUUUAAUACAAUUGCAUCCAAUUGUACUGUAGCUAAUAAUCAAUCAAAUCCAUGUGAAAAUGUCACAGAGCGAUACGAAAACUGUUCGACUCAAUUGAACCUUAAGGGAAUUCCUGGAUGUGACUAUGAAUGUUCUUUUAUAACUGAAAAAGCAAACUAUACUAGCAAAAAUUCACAAGUAUACAAUUUCUCUAUUUUUCCUUCAAAACCAAAUAUUUCUGAUCAUAAACAAGGAUCACGAUGGAUAUCAAUCAAUUGGACAAUAAGUGAAGUUACAUAUAUUCAAUCAUUUAAUAUAUUCAGCAAUACUUCUAUGGAAAACUUCAGUGACUUUCCAUCGGAUGAAAAAAGCUUUUCUUACAAUUUUACAACAGAAAUUAAACCUUUUCGUAGUUAUACUCUUCAUGUUGAAUUAGUUUCAAAUAAAAAUGUUUCAUCGGAAACAUUUUCAAUCGAAACAUCAGAAGAAGCACCUCCACCACCAGAUUCUAAUGAUAUAGAGAAAAAAAUUAUUCCACAAAACGACGAUGAGUUGUCAACGUAUGAACAAUAUGUCAUCGAUAUUGAUCCAACAUUAUUUUCCAAUGAGUAUGGAAUUGUACGGACAUAUUUAAUAUAUAUUCGUCAAGAUCAAACUUAUAACACAUCCGAAGUCAAUACCAAUGGAACAUAUGCUGAAGCUUCCCGUAAUAUAUCAAUCGAUUAUCUAGCAGUUGUUAUACCCAUAAAGUCUGUACAGCGAAAUGGUAAUUUAGUAAUGAACAACAUUACUGUGAUACUUGGAAAUCAGACAGAUUGUUUCAAUGAAUCAAUAGCAUAUACUCCAUGUAAUGGUCCAUUAAAAUCUUCGACAACUUACAGAGUGAUCCUAAGUGCUUGUACAAUUGCUGGUUGUGAAAAUGUUCUAUCCAAAUCCUUUGAAACAAAAGCUCCACCUCCAACACCAACAAAACCUUCGCCAUCAAAAGGAUGGGUAGCUAUAUUUCCAGUUCUGGCGCUUGUUGCUGUAGUUGUUGUUUUGGCUGGAUGGAAGCGAAAACCACUUAAACGAUUGGUCACUGGAAAAAUCCGAAAAUAUCGAAAAUCAUCAAAAGUUCCUCGUUCUAGUGGGUCAAUAUCAUUAACAUCAGUAUACACUGUGCCAACAAAAAGACCAAAACCUCUUUACAAAUAUAUCAGUAUGACAAACGAUGAUGAAAAAGCAAUUUAUAAUGAAUAUCAGGAUUUGGAGAUGACAGCUCCACAAUAUCGGCAAUCAGAUUAUGAAGCAGAAUAUGCUACUAAAAAUCGAUAUGGUAAUAUUCCUGCUCGAGGACCUUGGGAAAGAACAGCUGUUCGAUUAACUGCUGACCAUCGUGUUGAUGAUUAUAUCAAUGCAAAUGAAAUUCAGGGAUUACAUUGCGCUAAGCAAUAUAUAGCUACUCAAGCUCCAUUACCAGAUACUUGUCAAGAUUUUUGGGAAAUGAUUCUUCAAUAUAAUGUCUUGAAAAUUGUUAUGGUAACAAGAUUGAAAGAACGAAAUCCUCACAAUCCAACACUAACUGUAGAUAAAUGUCAUAAUUAUUUUCCUGAAAAUAAAGGUGAUUCAUUAACAUUUGGUCCAGUUGUUGUUCAAGUAAUAGAUAUUGAUCGUCGGCCAAAGGAUGAUCUAGAAAUUCGUCUUAUACUCAUUAAAGAUGGAAAUAUAGAACAUCGUGUAUAUCAUUAUUAUUUUAUUGGGUGGCCAGAUUUUGGUGUUGUUACUCAACCAAAAUUACUUGAUCUUAUUGAAACAAUUAAUAAUCAUGGACAAAAUUUAUUUAAAAAAGAAAAAGAACGUUUAACAACACCUAUGGUUGUUCAUUGCAGUGCUGGUGUUGGUAGAACAGGAACUUAUAUUGCCGUAGAUAUAAUUACCAAAUUAAUUAAACAAUCAGAAAAUAAUUUAUCAACAAUGCAACUUGAUGUUAUGGGUGUUGUUUAUAAACUACGACAAGAGAGAGUCAAAAUGGUUCAAACUAAGGAUCAAUAUAUGUUAGUCAAUCGUUGUGUAGAAGAAUAUUUAAAAAGAAUUAAUCGAUUAAAUGAUAUUAUGCGACCACCGAAUAUAUAUGAAAAUGUUAGUGAUCGACAGUCAAAUACUUCGACGAAUAUUUAUAUGAAUAAUGAUAUAUCCGAGAAUAAUUUAAAUAAAAAAUCAUCAUUUAAAUAUAAUAAUACAAAAGGAGAUAAUUCAUCUCUAGUCGAUAAUCAUAGUAAUUCAUCUGGUGUUGUUCUACGACAAUCGAAAUAUAAACCUAUACAUGAUCAAUAUGAUAGUAAAUCAAAAGAUGAUAAUACACCAUCAAUACCAAGACGAUUACCUUCUAUUAAACGACAACAAAAUGAUUAUUAA